CGCUGUCCCGGGCCCUUCCACCCCCUCGCGUCCCAUUGAGGAUGGCUCAGCCCCAGCCUGUUCCCGCUGUCCCCACACCCUGCAGGCAUCAGGGUGUCCCCGUGCCACCUCCCACCUGCUCCUUGCAGUGGAGGCGCCAUGGCCACCGGCGGGGACUCGAGCUCCCCGCCCCGGCAGAACGGCACCAGUUCGGUGCUGGAGGAUGAGGAGGAGGAUGAGGACCCAGCCCUGGGCUGUGACGGGGAUCUGGAGGUGAAUCCGUACGAUGGCCUGCCCUUCUCCUCACGUUACUACGAGCUGCUGCGGCAGCGCCGGGAGCUGCCUGUGUGGACCACCAAGUACAGCUUCAUGGAGCACCUGGAGGGCAGCAGCGGCAUCGUGUUGGUGUCUGGGCCCCCCGGCACAGGCAAAAGUACACAGGUCCCGCAGUGGUGCGCCGACUACGCCCUGUCCCUGCAGUUUGCGCAUGGCCUGGUGGCCUGCACCCAGCCCCACAGCCUGGCCGCCCUCAGCCUGUCGCUGCGCGUGGCCGACGAGAUGGACCUGAACCUGGGCCACGAGGUUGGCUACUGCGUCCCCCACGAGGACUGCUGCACCGCGGAGACCAUCCUGAGGUUCUGCUCGGACGAGAUGCUGCUGCGGGAGAUGACGUCGGACCCCCUGCUGCGGCAGUACGGGGUGGUGGUGCUGGACGAGGCCCAGGAGCGCACGGUGCCCACAGAUGUGCUGCUGGGGCUGCUGAAGGACGUCCUGCACCAGCGCCCAGAGCUGAAGGUGGUGGUGGUGACCUCCCCGGCCAUGGAGGAGCGACUGCGCGCCUUCUGCGGGGAUCCCCCCGUGGUGCGGGUGCCCGGAGCGGGGCCGUCCCCACAGCUGCUCUACAGGGAUGUCCCAGCCCACGGCCGCGUCGCGGCAGCCUGCCAGGCCGUGCUGGACAUCCACCGGCGGCAGGAGCCCGGCCACGUCCUCCUCUUCCUGGCCAGCGAGCAGGAGAUCACUGAGUGCUGCAGGGCCAUCCAGACCGAAGCUGUGGCGCUGAACCCGGGGCUGGGCCCGCUGCUGGUGCUGCCCCUGCACCCCGGCGUGGGCCGUGCAGCACAGAAGGUGUAUGAGGCACCGGAGGAAGGCAGCUGGGAGCGGCGGGUCGUCGUCACCCACUGGCUCGGGGACUCGUCCUUCUCUCUGGGAUCUGUGGGCUUUGUCAUCGACACGGGGCUGGAGCUGCGCAGUGUCUACAACCCCCGGAUCCGUGCGGAGUCCCAGGUGCUGCGGCCCAUCAGCAGGAGCCAGGCAGAGUCACGCAUGCAGCGAGCUGCUGGCAGCCCCCGGGGCACCUGCCUGCGCCUGUACUCAGAGGCCUUCUAUGAGCAGCGCCUGCCUCCCAGCCCCGCACCCCACGUCAGUGAGACCAGCCUCAGCCGCCUCGUGCUGCUGCUGAAGCGCCUGGACAUCGCUGACAUGGGCCAGUGCGACUUCCUUGACAGGCCAGCCCCCGAGUCGCUGAUGCAGGCGCUGGAGGACCUGGACUACCUGGCUGCCCUGGAUGAUGACGGGAACCUGUCAGAGGUGGGGAUCAUCAUGUCCGAGUUCCCCCUGGACCCUCAGCUGGCCAAAGCGCUCAUCGCCUCCUGCGAGUUCGACUGCGUGGACGAGAUGGUCAGCCUGGCUGCCAUGCUCACAGCUCCCCCGUGCUUUGUGACUCCUUCCGCACGCCUGGAGGAGGCUGUGACCGCUCGCCGGCGGGCCCUGCUGCACCCAGACGGAGACCACUUCACCCUCAUCAACAUCUUCAAUGCCUUCCAGCAGCACAACAUGGAUGAGGGCUGGUGCCGCAAACACGCGCUGAGCAGCGAGGCGCUGCGCCUGGCCGGCAUCGUGCGGGCAGAGCUGCUGGAGGUGAUGCGGCGCAUUGAGCUCCCCGUCUCGCCCCCCGCCUUCGGCACCGACGCCAACGUGCUCAACGUCCAGAGGGCGCUCAUCUCAGGCUACUUCCUCAAGGUAGCCCGGGACAUCGAUGGCUCCGGCAACUACGUGAUGCUGACGCACAAACACGUGGCCCACCUGCCCUCCGCCUGCUGCUACCUGCUGCGACAGCCCCCCCAGCGCCUGCCCCCCUGGGUCCUCUACCACGAGUUCACCAUCUCGCAGGACAACUGCCUCCGCGUGGCGUCGGAGAUCCAGCCCCAAAUGCUGGUGGAGCUGGCACCGCAGUACUACCUGAGCAACCUGCCGCCCAGCGAGAGCCGCGAUCUGCUCACGGAGCUGCGGGAGAAGGUGGUGGCAGCAGAGGACGUCCCUAUGCCGGUCCCGGUGCUCCUGGCGCUGUGCAUCGCCCUUACGGACGCCCUGACCGCCUUCCCCCCAAAGUUUCUGGUGGGGAACCUGAACAAGGACGUGGUGGUGAAAUGCAACACCUCGAAGCUGCAGGUGACCUGGACACAGAACGGGGAGCCGGAGCCCAUGGCUGAGCUUGUGGCCGAGGGGCAGACUCUCACCAUCCUCGGCUUGGACCUGCCGGCCACCGGCAACUACAGCUGCUGGGCUGGCGGCGUCCUGCUGGACAGCACCUACGUGGUGGUCGGGGACAGCGGAGAGGAGGGCAGGAACGCCUCCUGCCAGGCUGACUCCUACCGCGGCUCCUUCCGCUGCUCCUGGACGGGGCCCCGCUCUGCCGUCUUCCGCGCCCGCCUCACACACAGCGACGGCUCCGUCGGGGACUGGGUGCCAGCAGCCGGGCACGGCGGGCGGUUCAGCGCCAACUUCACGGACCCCUCCUUCUGCCCCUUCGCAGAGGAGCUGCGCCCGCUGCGGCUGCGCUUCGAGGGGAUCUCGGACACCUCCUUCCUCAACUUCUCCGUCCACUUCUUCAUCCGUGAUAUCGGUGAGCUCAGCCCACAGAUGUCCCCAGGGUGGGGGUCGGGGUGCUGGGAACCCCAGCGGGACGCAGCCCCACGCUGA
Messenger RNA from Meleagris gallopavo (turkey), 2958 nucleotides. The record is from RefSeq and is a predicted model, not a curated record. Lineage: Eukaryota; Metazoa; Chordata; Aves; Galliformes; Phasianidae.